GGGGCGGGGCGGGACCGGGCGGCCCUCCCGAAAGUGGCGGUUUGCUGGAGGCGGUUACCGUAGUGUCCGGAAUAGUUGGAGUCGGUGGCGCGCUUCCCCCCGUAGCGGGACACCGGUUAUUUGGGCCCUGCCUCAGACUCCGGUUGCCGGCCCCGUUCCCUCGGGCUGCUGCGGCCCGUCCUCCCUCUCCGGGCGGGGCCACCCGUGGGCCGCUCUAGGUUCUCUCCCCUCCGAUCGCCAUUCCUUCCCGGAGGAGUCGCAGAUGCCGGGAAGUAUGGCCCCCCUCCAGAAGCCUCGCCACGCCACGAGGAUGCCCCUGGCCCUAAACCCCCUGAAGAGCAAGGACGUGCUGGCGGUGCUGGCCGAGAGGAACCAGGCUGUAAUGCCGGUUGGGGCCUGGGUGGAAGCGGCCUCGCCAGAUAGUUCGGAAGUCCCCGCGUAUACUUCAGCAUAUAUAAUUGAAGAAGAACUAAAGGAGCAGCUAAGAAAAAAACAAGAAGCUCUGAAGCAUUUUCAGAGACAAGUCAAACAGCGAGUAAAUCAGCAAAUCAGGCUGAGAAAAAAGCAACAGCUUCAGAGAUCUUAUGAAGCAGCAGAAAAAGAAAGCUCUAUAGCCACGCAGUCUUCAGAUCCAGCACAUUUAACUCCUAAAAAAACAAGUGUUUUUUCAAACAACUUGAAUGCUGCUAUUGGAAGUGCUAGGUUACCUCCUUCUCAGAUGCUUGGAGAUGGAAUAGAUGAUAGAGAGAAUCAGAAUGAAUUAUUCCAACAACAAGCCCAGGCGCUUAGUCAAACCAUGAAACAGGCCCGUCACCGGCUGGCAUCCUUUAAGACUGUGAAUAAAAAAAAUGCAUCAAUGUUCCCAGAUGGUAGAAGGAAAACCUUUCCCCCUCAAGAGGAACCUGACUCUGAGGAAUCUUCAUCUACUACGGUAGAUAAGAGAGAGAAAGAAAAUUUGUUUUGGGGACAGCAGCAGGAUCUCCUUUCUGAAGACAGGGAGAAACCUUUCAGCAGAGUUCAGAAAGUACAGUUCAAAAAUCCAUUAUUUGCUGUGAUGAAAGAGGAAGAGCAAAAGCAAUUAGAUCUUCAGGACCUUCAGGAUAUUCUGCCGGAAGCCCAGGAUUAUCUUGCAGAAGCCCAAGGUGAUCUGCUGGAAACCCAGAGUGAUUUGACAGGAGUCCAGAAUGUUGAGCUAGAAGCUGAGAGUGUUGAACCAAGGCUCAGUAUCCAGCCUAUUGAUCCAGAAAACCAAGCUGUUGAGCCCGAGGCCCAGGCCAUUGAGCCUAAAGUCCAGGAUGUUAAGAUAGAAACUCAGGGUAUUUUGCCAGAAGCCCAGAAUAUUGAACUAGAAGAUGAGAGUAUUAUGUCCAAAGUCCAGGAUUUGCUACCCAAAGAACAGUCUGUUCUUCCCAAAGACCAGAAUAUUCUACCCAGAUGUCAGGACCAGGACUUUCUACUUAAAGACCGGGAUUUUCUACCCAAGGACCAGAAUAUUCUACCCAGAUGUCGGGACCAGGACUUCCUACCUAAAGACCAGGAUUUUCUACCUAAAGACAAGAAUAUUGAAUCCAUAUUUCAGGACCAGGAUUUAUUACCCAAAGACCAGCAUUUUCUACCCAGGGAUCAGAAAGCAGGUUUGAAGCAGGGAGCAUCAAUUUUGUUAGGCCCAAGAGAGAGAGAGGCAUUUCCUCUGGCUGUCCAUCAGGACCUUCAACACAGGCAUCAAGAUCAGGCCUCCAUCAUGGACAAGAAAGUACGCUUCAAGGAGUCAUACUCUGAUAUGUCAAGUGAGGAAGAGAGGGAAGGCUUUUCUGUGGCAGGUCAUCAGUAUCUGCCUCCCAACCUCCAGGACCAGACCUUCAUCAGAGAUCAGAGCAAGUAUAUCAAGCAACCCUCAUCUUUUGAGAAAUGGGAGAUUGAAAGAAGACUGGCUUUUGGAGUACCACCGCACAAGAACUAUGGGCAGGCCUUACAUAAUAUGACAGAGGAGAGAUGGAGAAAGGAGUUAUUUCUGGAGCCUCAUGAAUAUGUUUUACGUGAUACCCAUGAUCCAGGUUCUGCUGGACAGCAGAGCUUAUGCUUCAGGCAGCAGCCAUCUGUUGGGACAUCUGAAAGAUGGCAAGAGGAUUUGCGUCUGGAUGACCAUCAGCAUCUGCCACCCAAGCACCAAAGAGAGGCUUCCAGCAGAAGACAGCGUCAAAAGCAAUACCUGAGAUAUAGACGACUUUUCAUGGAUAUUGAGAGAGAACAAGUAAAAGAACAACAAAGGCAAAAAGAACAUCAGAAGAAAGUUGAAAAAAUUAAGAAGAAAAAAGAGCAGCAGCGUUAUGCUGAAGAACAGAGGAUACUAAGAAUGAACUUUCAUGAAGAGCCAUAUUCAGAGAAGAUGAGUGAGAUACUAGCCCAGCUACAACUUGAGGAAAUAAAAGGAGCCAGAGAAAAACAACAACAGAGAGAAAAGGAAUGCCAAAGAUAUAUGGAAGCUCUGCGAGCCCAGAUCCAGGAGAAAAUGCGACUGUAUAAUAUUACUUUACCUCCCCUCUGCUGUUGUGGUCCUGACUUUUGGGAUGCUCAUCCUGAUACCUGUGCCAACAAUUGUAUUUUCUAUAAAAACCAUAGAGCAUAUACCCGGGCACUGCAUUCUGUCAUCAAUUCCUGUGAUAUGCCUGAGGGGACCUCAGCUCUUCGAGUCGCCAUGCAUAAUUUGGCUUCUGCACACAGACGGACUUUGAAAAAUCUGUAAUGAGAAUCUGAAUCCAAUUGUUAGUGUUUCACUCUUCACUUAAAAUCAACCCUGAGAGAUUAUUUAGGAAAAGCUGUUAAAAUGUGUAAUCUGGUAAGAAGGACUGUCACAUAUGACAGUCAUCUCUAUAACUAGAUCAUAACCAUUGUUUCAGUCUCUGCUUGUAACUGAAAUUGAAAGUUGACCUCCAAACCUGUGUUUUUGCCAUGAACUGUAUGGAGUCCAUUGUUUUCAAAUGAUCAGUCAGACCAAUAGCUCUGCUCUGGUCAGAAGAGAUCAUGAGAAAUCUUUGAGAUUCUCUCAUUUUGUCUUUCUUAAAGUCUUGACUUUGAGUCUUGACAAGAUUGAAAAUGUCUAGAUAAAGCCAAAAAGAAGAUGAUGAAAUGAGUUUCUGAGCAUCAGUGGCCAUCUGUAUUGCUGAUAGCUUUUCUAGUUGUAUAUAACAAUUAGAAGUGAGAAGAAUCUGAAUUUGAUGUACAUUUUUUUCUCAAGAUUUUUCUCUCCUGGCUUUUAAACUUAGUACCUCUUUCCCUACUCAAUGACAUUGGACUUAAGACUUUUUAAUUUUAUAAUUUUCUAUUGUAAAAAUAAAGUGAAUAAACCCUCUGUCUUUUGAGCAUCUUCUAUGUGAAAUCAUUAUCCAAAAAGUAAAUCUGGGGAUGCCUGGGUGGCUCAGCAGUUGAGCAUCUGCCUUCCACUCAGGAUGUGAUCCUGGAAUCCAGAAUCGAGUCCUGUAUCAGGUUCCCCGCAGGGACCCUGCUUCUCUCUCUGCCUAUGCCUCUGCCUCUCUGUGUGUCACUCAUGAAUAAAUAAAUAAAUGUUUAAAAAAAAAAAAGUAAAUCUGAAGUCAAAGUGAGUAAAGUCCUGCCUUAUUUAUCCCUAUCUUUUAAAAAUCUGGUGAAUGGCAUACCUACAGUGCAGAUAAAAUAAAAAUUGCUAUUGUUAGCAUGAAUUUAUUUCUUCAUAGUAUUUCCUGAUGCAAAAUAUGAAAAAGCUUAGUAUUGAAUUAAAGAUACUGAGAAUUCCUUUUUCUUUUUCUUUUUUUUAAAGAUAUUAUUUAGUCAUGAGAGACACAAAGAGAGAGAGGCAGAGACACAGGCAGAGGGAGAAGCAGGCUCCAUGCAGGGAGCCUGAUGUGAGACUUGAUCCUGGAACUCCAGGAUCACACCCUGGGCUGAAGGCAAGCACUAAACCACUGAGCCACCCAGGGAUCCCAGAUAAUUCCUUUUUCUUAGUUUUCUCUAAUAAUUAGUGUUGAAGAAGCACUUGAGUUAUGUCUCAAAAAACUCCUAAACAUCUAGCCAGGUCUUUGAAAAUAAGAGUCAAAAUUUACCUGUAUGACAAGAUUGACUGGUUAUUUACCCAGAUUAAUAAUCUAGUUCAGUCAAAAUCUUUAAUUAUAUCAAUGAUUCAGCAUUAAUGAGUUGUAUUUAACAGUUUUAUUGAGAUAUAAUUCAUAUACCAUGUAAUUAACCCAUUUGAAAUGUACAAUUUAGUGGUUUUUAGUAUAUUCUAGGAUUGUGCAACUAUCAGCCACUGUCAAAUUUUAGAAUCAUCUUGUCAUUCUAAGGGGAUGCCCCCAUAAUCCAGCAAUCCCACUUCUGGUAUGUAUCUAAAAUAAUCGGAAGCAGGAUCUUGAACAGACCCUUGCAUAUCCAUGUUCAUGGUGACAUUAUUCACAAUAGCCAAGAAGUGGAAGUAACCCAGUGUCUGCCAGCAGAUGAAUGUAUAAACAAAAUGUGAUGCACAUACAGAAUGGAAUAUUAUUCAGCCUUAAAAAGGAAAGAAAUACUAACAUGCUAUAAUAUAGAUGAGCACUAAGAAUAAAUAUUAUGCUGAGUGAAGUAAAGUCACAAAAAGGCAAAUACAGUAUGACUCCACUUAUAUGAGGAACUUAGAGUAGUCAAAGUCACAGAGACAGAAUAGUCAUCGCCAGGGUCUGAGGGCAGGAGGAAACAGGAAGUUGUUUAAUGGGUAGAGUUUCCUUUUUGCAAUCUAUGUUACAAUCUGUUUAGUACUAUCGGAGAUCUAUUUUACAAUGAUGUGGAGACCUAUUUUACAAUCAUGUGAAUCUACUUAAUACUACUGAACUGUACACUUAAAAACAAUUACAGUGGUAAAUUUUAGAUUAUGUGGCUUUUUUUAAACCACAAUUAAAAAUUUUAAGGAGGAAAACUCUACACCUAUUCCAUUCCUGUUCGCUCCACCCACAACCUUAAGCAAUCACCACCCUAUUUUCUGUCUCUAGAGAUGCAUCUGUUCUGGACUUUUCAUAUAAAUAGAAUCAUACGAUAUAUAGAAUUUUUGGUGUAGUAGAAUGUUUUUAAGAUUUUUCCAUGUUACAACAUGUAUCAAUACUUCAUUGCUUCUUUUUGCCCAGUAAUACUCCAUCCACUCUGUGGAUAACACAUUUUAUUUACUCAUUCAGCAAUUGAUGAACAUUUGGGCUGUUUCUAUUAAUUGGCUAUUAUGAAUUCUGCUGCUAUGAACAUUUAUUGACAAAUUUUUCUAUGGACAUAUGUUUUCAUUUCUCUUGGGCAUGAAUACCUAGGAGUGUAUAUGCUGGGUCCUGGUAGCUCUAUGUUGAACAUUUUGAGGAAUUGAAAACUUUUCCAAAGUGGCUGCACCAUUUUAUAUUCCUGCCUAUGGUAUAUAACGGUUCAGAUUUCUUCACAUUUACCAACAUGUGUCCUUACCUGUCUCUUUGAUUAUAGCCAUCCCACUGGGUGUAAAGUGGUACCUCAACUUACACCAACUGGGUGUAAAGUGGUUUUAAUUUGCAUUUUCCCAAUGGCUAAUAAUGUUGAGCAUCUUUUCAUUUGCUUUUCAGCCCUUUGUAUAUCUUUGGAGAACUAUCUUUUCAGAUCCUUUACCUGUUUUGUAGUUGGGUUAUUUAUCUUUUGAUAAUUGAGUUACGAGGGGUAGUAUAUUCUACAUACAGGCCCCUUCUCAAACAUGAUUAGCAAAGAUUUUCUCCCAUUCUGGAGCUUGUUUUUUUCACUUUUUUGAUGAUUUCCUUUGUGGCACCAAAGCUCUUAAUUUUGAUGAACUCCAAUUCAUCUGGCUUUUCUUUUGUUGCUUUAACCACUACCUAAUCCAUUACCAAAUCCUAAUACACUCCUAUGUGUUCUAAGAGUUUUAGCUCUUGCAUUUAGGUCUGUGAUUUAUUUUGAGUUAGUUUUUGUGUAUAGUGUUAGGGGUCCAACUUCAUUCUUUUGUUGUCCCAACACCAUUUGUUCAAAAAACUUACCUGCCCUUUUGAAUUGAUGUGACACUUGUCAAAAAUUAACGGACCAUUAAUGCAGGGGUUUAUUUCUGAGCUCUCUGUUCUGUUAAUCUAUGUGUUUAUUUAUUUUAAUUUCUUUCAACAAUGUUAUGUAGUUUUCAGAGCAUAAAAUGUGUACUUAUUUUGUUAAAUAUAUUCCAAAGUAUUUUA
This is a messenger RNA of Canis lupus familiaris (dog), 6179 nucleotides long. It is a transcript of the gene CCDC15, whose product is annotated as coiled-coil domain containing 15. Gene Ontology annotation, cellular component: centrosome. The record is from RefSeq and is a predicted model, not a curated record. The transcript is spliced from 16 exons. Bases 263 to 2743 code for a protein of 826 amino acids. Lineage: Eukaryota; Metazoa; Chordata; Mammalia; Carnivora; Canidae.